Haliotis rufescens (red abalone) is the source of this 1319-nucleotide messenger RNA. Its product is annotated as baculoviral IAP repeat-containing protein 7-B-like. The record is from RefSeq and is a predicted model, not a curated record. The coding region runs from base 148 to 1263 and encodes 371 amino acids. Lineage: Eukaryota; Metazoa; Mollusca; Gastropoda; Lepetellida; Haliotidae. The transcript is spliced from 3 exons.
GGAUAUGAAAUCACGUUUGUGCCGGCUUGGGCAGGAGUCUCUCCGGUUGUUCGACUCAGCAGCACCAGCUUCCCGCCCAAGGGUUGAGGCAUUCGUUCCAUCCUCUACACACCGUAAGUCCUGUGAAAGAGAUACGACGUAUAUUAGAUGUCCGAUGGUACAAGACGUCUCUCGGACUUUGAUGACACGCUGUGGGGGUCAGCUGAAAUCGGGGAGAAUGUCCAACACCGACGUCAGACCUACGGAGCCGAUGGACACAGAUGGUCAGGGAAGAAGGACAAGGCAGUGCUAGCGAGAGCAGGUUUUACGUUUACUGGUAUCGGUGACAAGGUGGAGUGUGAACGCUGUGGUCUGAAGCUCCUCAACUGGACGGACACAGAUGACGCCCUACACGAACACGCCACCAGGAGGACUCACUGCCCCUUCAUCGUCUCCUUGUACCGGAAGCUGGGACAGACUCCGCCCCCAAAACAUCCCCAGUACCAACAUAUGCGGGCACGUCUAGACUCCUUCGCUGAUUGGCCGAGAAGAUAUGUGCCCAAAACUCCCGAGGAGUUGGCAGCAGCUGGCUUCUUUUACAUCGGGUCAGCUGACCGGGUCACGUGUUUCCAGUGUGGGAUAACUCUGAGAGACUGGGAGGAAGAACAUGAUCCUGUGGCCGAACAUCAGAGAUACUCUGAACACUGUCAGUUCAUCAACAAGACAGACCUGAACCAACUCGGAGUUGCUACGAGGACAGUGGAAGAAAAGAAGACCGAACACAAUGGACGAACUGACACAGACAGGCAGAAUUCAGUUAAUAACAAUCACGUUACCAACACCCCUGAGGCUUGCUCAAUACAAAGGACAUCAUCUUCGACCAAUGAACGUCUCAGACCAAUGGUUGGAGGUCUGAAUUUUUCAGCUUGUCAAAUACUUGAAGCGGAUUCCUCUGUAUCAAGAUCAUCACCUAUACAACCGACGGCUGGAGGAACUGACAGUUUGCCAAAGACUCACCCAUCUGUUUCAUGUUCCACAGAUCCACAGGCAUCGCAGCCAGGACGAGAAGGUUCACUUGUCACGCCUACCUCUCAGCGAUUGGUUGUCGAGAACAAACGUCUCCGUGAGAAAAGCGCGUGCAGGAUGUGUCGGAACGAGGCUGUUGGUGUACUCUUCUUGCCGUGCGGUCAUCUGGUCACGUGCUCUGGCUGUGCGCCAACGAUAACAGAUUGUAUAAUUUGUGGCAAAACCCUACUUGGAACAGUCAAAACGUUUUUCACCUAAUAGUGAUAUGUAUGAAAUGAUUCAGUUUCACAUAUUAAAACUCGAUUAAAACCCUG